CAGUUGGUGACGAGUAUUAUGAAAAUGGCCUCAACCCUGCCCGUGAGCACGAAUAACCGGAGAAGAUGACGACGCUGAGCUUUUCAAGUCAGUUGAACACCAAAGUGUCUUCUUUGAACACCCAUAUAGCAGUGAAGUAAACAAAAACAAAGGAACUCUCGGCAAAGAAACGACUAAAAAUACCCCCGACCACCGCAUAUUUUCGUAGGGCUGAGAGGAGCCACUAUGGAGGAUAUCAACUCUAAUAUCAACGCGGACUUGGAGGUGCGGAAGCUCCAGGACUUGGUGAAGAAACUCGAACAACAAAAUGAGCAGCUUCGGAGCAGGUCUACGAUGUUGUCCUCGUCCGGAGCGAUGUCAGGGAACCACAGACCCCUGAGCGCCGGAUACGACUCUUCGUCCCUGUCAGCGGGGAUGGCAGCCGGUCUGGCCGGCUUCCCUGGGGUGGGGUUCGCCGGAACGGGCGGCUACGGUGGGCUGCUGGAGAACAACCGCUGUUUAAACCCCAGACUGUCUUACGACGGCAUCAGUUUCAGGAGGGCGUAUGAGGGCGAGGGGGCAUCUGCUGCCACCUCUCUAUCGAGUAUGAACUCACUUUAUUCAGACACUAGCAGGGGCUUCACGGAUGAAGGGGAAACCUCAAUCCUAGAUGAAGUGGAAAUCUUAGAUCUCGAAGACAUGGAUUGUCUAAACGAAGACGAGGACAGCUGGUUAUAUGAGGCAAAGCUGAACAGUCCCCUGCAAAAAGCCUUGAGUCCUAUUGUGUGGUGCCGCCAAGCUCUGGACAAUCCGAGCCCUGAGAUGGAAUCAGCCAAGCGCUCCCUCAUCCACAGACUGGACCUCACCAUGUCAGCCAACAAGCGCAGGAGCCUGUAUGGAAGCCCAUACAACCAGCAGAGUUAUGGAAGCCCUUAUAGCACAAAUGCAGCCAACAGCCCUUACAGCAGUGGCUUCAACUCCCCAUCCUCAACCCCCAGCAGAGUGCCCAUUGUUAGACAGCAGCUAAUGCCCAGUAACGCAAUUCACCAGCGAAACUCUGCAGCAGAGAGGAAUCCUCCUGCAGUUAGUCCGCAGUCAUCGGUGGACAGCGAACUGAGCACGUCAGAGAUGGAUGAGGACUCAGUGGGAUCCUCAACUACCUACAAACUCAAUGAUGUCACUGAUGUCCAGAUACUGGCACGCAUGCAAGAAGAGAGCUUGAGACAGGAGUACGCUGCAACAGCAUCCAGACGGAGCUCAGGUUCAUCCUGCCACUCACUGCGGCGCAGCACCUUCAGUGACCAGGAGUUAGAUGCUCAUAGUCUGGAGGACGAGGAGGAGGCGGUGCACCCGGCCUUUCACCUGCCCUCCAACCGCUUCAGCCCCUCCCCUCGCCACUCUCCACGUGCAUCCCCAAGAAAUUCUCCCCGCUCACGCUCCCCUGCUCGUUCCAUUGACUACAGCCACAGCCGGGGAUCGCCCCAGCCCAUCAUCAGCCGUCUGCAGCAGCCUCGCCACUCGCUGCAGGGCCAUGGGCAUGACCUUCAAACUAAUGUGGUGAAAAAUGAAGAAAAACUGCGCCGAAGUCUUCCCAACCUCACACGCUCCUCGGCGGCAGCUGCAGUUCAGGCCCCAGAGCCCGUCAAGAACAGUCGCAGCUGUGAGUCCAACCUGCAAGUGCCAAACGGUGGCUCUCCCCGACACCAGAGCCAGUCUGCCACAGCACCUCAGCUCCCGAAAUACUUGACCCCUUCUCGCACCUCCCCGAAACCCAAACAGCACCUCCAAAGGCCCACUGCCCUGCGAGUCCCAUCUCCCAGUAAACUGCGGACUCCUGCCACCCCAUCCCCACUGGCCUUGAGGCAACCAGUAAAGGCCACAUCCACCCCCAAUUCUGCCACCUCCACCCCGACCCGUUCCCUGGCUCCUCCGCGCAGUGGCCUUCCCCGACCCAGUGCAGGAGGAGGAGGAGGAGGUGGAGGAGGAGGAGGCAUCCCUAUGCCUCGCAGCAAACUGGCCCAACCAGUGCGCAGAUCUCUUCCUGCUCCGCGGACUUACAGCGGCAGUGGUGACAACUGGAGAGAAGGUUGUUACUAAGGCUGGCCAGCAGGGGGCUCUCCAGUCAAAACCAUCGAUACAAGGAGGAAGAUAUUUCAACAUGGCACUUUAUCUACCUAGAUAACUUACAGUACAGAAAGACAAAGUCCCAAAAAAUACAUCCGAUUCAGAAUUUAAAAAAAGGAGAGGCCAGCGUCCACAUUGUGUCAAAGAGGACCUCUCAUUGUGUCUCUCUGUUGGGACUGGCUUUGGAGGGGUCAGGCAUGUAGUGCAUACAGCCCAGAAGAUGCCAAAGAAACCAGCCCGUCUCCAGCGGCGCCAACAGAGGACACAUCACCUGCCUUUGGUUCAACUGCAGUCAUCCGUGAGACUGUCCAUAUCUCCACAUGCCCAGCUCUCCUCCUCUCCCCUGUUCUUCUCCAUCUCCCUCAGGUUGAAAUGUUUCCAUGCAUUUCUCUCUUUAUGCUCUGUGUUUAACAGAUGUUGGUGAGCGAUCUCUAUGAUGAUGCUGUGCAGGUGAACUGUCCCGUAACGUUAGAGAAUUGUUGAUGUCUUGAAACAGUGAAAGCACCUCUUGUGUGAGUUUGACAUUUAAGAAUCUUUCCUCUUUGUAAAAUCAGCCAGAAUGUAUGCACAAGUUUGUUUUGGAAAAUUAUUUAUUCAAAAUUAUUUAAGAAGUGUAUGUCCAAACAUCCAUAUCAGUAUUUUGUUUUAAAAAUUUCAGUUGUUUAAAAUGUAUGUUUUGAACCUCAACUGCAAAGCUAACUCUCCAAAGUCUUUUUUUUUUUUUUUCUUUUGUUUUUAAAGUGUCAAACCGGGAGACUAAAGACUCCCCGGCCAAAGCCUGAGUUCCGACUUGUACCAGUUUGCCAGGAUGAUACUUUUCCAUUGAAGUGCUUUAAGUGAUCUGUUCAAGAACAGGGGCCAGUUUCACAAAAAUGGCUCAGAUUUAAAGCCUGUGUCUCAAAGACAGCUGCAUCCACCAUCAUCAUCAAUUACUUUGUGAGGCCCAAAAAUGUUAACAUUUUGGCCCCACCCAUGCUGUUUUUUUUUUUUUUUUGGGGGGGGGGGGUAUUUGGACAAGAGGGUGGAGUGCUAAGUUGCCAGGUAACACUAGCAUUCAUAAGCUGUAUGGUAUAACUCACAGACACAGAUACCUGCUGCUCAGUGCUAAGGAGCAGACUAAUAAAACACUAGAAUUUCAAGAACGCACCAAAACCAUGAACAGCAGAUGGGUCCAGUCCAGUGACUCUGAUAGCAAAUGUGAAGCCUGGCAGACAGCAGUCUGCUGAACCUGCCUGUGUCAUUAUUCACCUGCAGUAUCAGUCAGAGUGGAAACCUCUCUAAUUUUAAGCCCUAAUGAAGUUUAAAUCAGUGAAGUCUAUAGCGAGUGGCCACUCUGUGAACUGUCAUUUUUGGGACUUUUGGCUUAAUUUUUCUUCUUGGGUGGAAGUACUAAUUCUGGGUAAGUGAAGAUAUUUUUAUAAAACAAAAAUUACAGCUGAUUGAAAUCUGAAUCUACAUUUUACAGAUAUAUUAAUUUGACAGAAUGGGUAAAAAAAUAAGAAUGUAAAAAAAAAAAAAUGUUGACUAUCACCAUUUUAUCAGCGGGUGUCACUGAGUGAAAACAUCGGUCUUAAUUUGAAGUUAGCAGGGGGAGAAUGGUGACUUAUUUGGGCUUAAAGGUACUAUUUUUAUGUUUUUAAAGAUUGUUUAAAAAAAAAAAAAAACUAAACCUAUCAAUGGAAGAUGAUGAAACAGUGUCUAUAACUUAAUGUCCAAAAUGUCUAUGUAUUGUGUUGAAGAGAUAUGAAUUUAAGUUUAAACAAGACCAUUCUGUACUUUUGUGCAAUAUUAAUUUGUACCACAAGAUGGUGCAGUGACUCAACAUAGUCUUUAUUAAACCUGACAACAUAUUAAGAACACAUUUUUAUUUUGGAAAAAGGUGAAGCCUCUUGUGUAAGUGGGGGAGGUUAAAAAGAAAUUUCUAAAGUUUAAAAACAAACACACUGCACCCUGCUGGUGAAAGCUUUAGUUACAUUUUGCAGCGGGUAAUGACAAAGUACGUUUUUGUAAAACUUGAAUCCACAUUAGAUUAUAUAUUAUUUAUCUUGACUGCAGAAGGUAACAGGCAUUUAAGUAAGUGGUCAUAAUCGUCCCUUUUCUGUUGUAGGACGAAGUCUCUGAGUUACUUUUAAUAGAAACACAACACUUCCUGUAAGCACUUAAAGUUAAAAGCCCUUUCAUUCUGGCUUUUAUUACUGGACUAUGCUAUUAAUUGACUGUCUUGUAGAAAAAUGGUGGUCAAAGAGCACAUUUUGGACCCUCUGACACGGCAGUCUCAGAUCUCUUUGUGAAACUGGCCCCAGGUUAACAUUAGCUCUGAGUUUUAUCUGACGUCUGAGAACAAAUGUUGAGAAAGAAGCCCAAAAUGGCUGUUUUGUCCCUGUUCAUCCAUUCAGCCAGUGAAAACAAGGAAACCUUGAUGUGGUUCGUUAAAUCCCCGUAAGAGAUUUAUCAGUGUGUAUCAUUCAUACCAUGAAAAAAAAUGGAAAUCUGUCUUGAAUGAGUUUUAGGUUUUGACUGGCUUUUACCUCUAGUGCUACGAGAACAAAUCAAAAGGCAUGCCAGUGUUAGGGAAGCUGUUCUGGUGAUUGGUGUGGUGGGUGUUCUUAAACUAGUGCCUAUAAUUUAAAGUUUGAAGAUCAUGUUUUAUCUUUUUUUUUUUUUUUUUU
Molecule: messenger RNA, 4772 nt
Organism: Archocentrus centrarchus (flier cichlid)
Lineage: Eukaryota; Metazoa; Chordata; Actinopteri; Cichliformes; Cichlidae
Gene: slain2
Product: SLAIN motif family, member 2
Exons: 9
Coding region: 226-2076 (616 amino acids)
Biological process (GO): positive regulation of microtubule polymerization; cytoplasmic microtubule organization; microtubule nucleation
Cellular component (GO): microtubule plus-end
Source: RefSeq, a predicted model, not a curated record